CAGUUUCAACCCCUUCAACUCUGUCCCGCCCGCUCCUCACACCAUUCCUUCCUUCCUCCCUCCCUCCCCAUCAGUCGGUCAGUCAGUCAGUCCCACCGAUGGCUUCUCUCGCAACCUCCGUCGGGGUGUCCGAAAUGUUCGGCAACCCCCUCAGCUUCACUGCUGCAUCUAGGUCUGCUCCUACGCCUUCCAGCCCAGCCACCUUCAAGACUGUGGCUCUUUUCUCCAAGAAGAAGGCGGCCCCCAAGGCCAAGCCGGCUCCAGUCUCCUCCGCCGACGAGGAGCUCGCCAAGUGGUAUGGGCCUGACAGGAGAAUCUUCUUGCCCGAGGGGCUAUUGGACCGAUCAGAGAUCCCCGAAUACCUGACAGGAGAAGUGCCUGGAGACUAUGGGUACGAUCCGUUUGGUCUCAGCAAAAAACCUGAAGACUUUGCCAAAUAUCAAGCCUAUGAGCUGAUUCACGCCCGAUGGGCCAUGCUUGGUGCUGCUGGUUUUGUAAUCCCUGAGGCCUUCAACAAGUUUGGAGCCAAUUGUGGCCCUGAAGCUGUUUGGUUUAAGACUGGUGCUCUGCUUCUUGACGGGAACACACUGAAUUAUUUUGGAAAGAACAUCCCCAUUAAUCUUGUUGUUGCUGUGGUAGCUGAGGUUGUGCUCGUUGGGGGUGCAGAGUAUUACAGAAUUAUAAAUGGCUUGGAUCUGGAGGACAAACUGCACCCUGGUGGUCCUUUCGAUCCAUUGGGACUUGCAAAAGACCCAGACCAGGCUGCACUCUUGAAAGUCAAGGAGAUUAAGAAUGGCAGACUAGCCAUGUUCGCAAUGCUUGGCUUCUUCCUGCAGGCUUAUGUCACCGGGCAAGGCCCCGUUGAAAACCUUGCAGCACACUUGAGUGAUCCUUUUGGCAACAAUUUGCUCACUAUCAUUGCCGGAUCAGCCGAGAGAGUUCCUACUCUGUAAUUUCUGUAUAUGUACAUCUUGUGAAAUUUGUAUGGACGAAAUGCGAUUCAACUGGGUGCAGUCAGGCAAUGUCAAUGUUAUUGGAAUACUAAACGAUUCUGCUACAAGAGAUAAGUAACAACUGAGGAUAUGUAUGGCCGUGUGUUUAAAUUUUGACGACUCGGUAGAGUACCACAUUCCUAUC
This is a messenger RNA of Andrographis paniculata, 1137 nucleotides long. RefSeq names its product chlorophyll a-b binding protein CP26, chloroplastic. Gene Ontology annotation, cellular component: plastoglobule; chloroplast thylakoid membrane. Gene Ontology annotation, biological process: photosynthesis, light harvesting in photosystem I; response to light stimulus. NCBI's taxonomy places the organism in Eukaryota, Viridiplantae, Streptophyta, Magnoliopsida, Lamiales, Acanthaceae. The record is from RefSeq and is a predicted model, not a curated record. The transcript is spliced from 6 exons. The coding region runs from base 99 to 953 and encodes 284 amino acids.